UUCAGCCCUCACGGCCCGCCCAGGAGUGCGCGCCUCCCAGCGGAGGUGCCUUUGCCUCCCCUCCUCUGCUAGACUCUCAGCAGCAGCGGUCUCCGUAAGCAGCAGGAGCAGCUGCAUCAGCAACAGCGGCAGCGGCGGCAGCGGCAGCAGCAGCAGCCCCAGCCAUGGCGGAAGUUCAUAGACGUCAGCAUGCUCGGGUUAAAGGAGAAGCCCCCGCUAGAUCCUCCACUGCCAGAGAUGAGGAGGAGCUGGGGAUGGCGUCGGCCGAAACGCUGACCUUGUUCCUGAAGCUGCUGGCCGCCGGCUUUUACGGCGUGAGCUCCUUUCUCAUCGUCGUGGUGAACAAGAGCGUGCUCACCAGCUACAGAUUUCCUUCCUCACUAUGUGUUGGACUUGGCCAGAUGCUGGCGACAGUGAUCGUCCUCUGGGUGGGAAAGGCGCUCAGGGUAGUAAAGUUUCCUGACUUUGACAGAAAUAUACCUCGGAAGACAUUUCCACUACCUCUACUGUAUUUUGGGAACCAAAUCACCGGACUGUUCAGCACAAAGAAACUGAACUUGCCAAUGUUUACAGUCUUGCGAAGGUUCUCCAUUUUGUUUACAAUGAUUGCCGAAGGAGUAUUACUCAAGAAGACCUUUUCUUGGGGUAUUCAGAUGACCGUUUUUGCAAUGAUCAUUGGAGCAUUUGUAGCCGCUAUCUCUGACCUGGCUUUUGACUUGGAAGGGUAUGUUUUCAUCCUGGUGAAUGAUGUCCUGACAGCAGCCAAUGGCGCGUACGUGAAGCAGAAGCUCGAUUCCAAGGAGCUGGGGAAGUACGGCCUCCUGUACUACAAUGCACUGUUCAUGAUCCUUCCCACCAUGGCCAUCGCCUACUUCACAGGAGAUGCACAGAAGGCAAUAGAUUAUGACGGCUGGACUGACACUUUGUUCCUUCUGCAGUUUACACUGUCCUGUGUCAUGGGGUUCAUCUUGAUGUAUGCCACGGUACUCUGCACACAGUAUAACUCUGCUCUGACGACCACCAUAGUCGGCUGUAUUAAGAAUAUUUUAAUAACUUAUAUUGGAAUGGUCUUUGGUGGAGACUAUAUCUUCACAUGGACAAAUUUCAUUGGGUUAAAUAUCAGUAUUGCUGGGAGCCUGGUGUACUCCUACAUCACUUUCACAGAAGAGCAGCUGAGCAAACAGUCGGAGCCAAACAGCAAGCUGGACGUUAAAGGGAAAGGCGCCGUGUGAGCCCAGGCUGGCGCACCCUGAGCGGUCAAGCCUGCACUCGGGUGGUGCCGAUGGAGACCCGCUUUAACGGCUGGGGUGUCUUGGUUCUAGUGAGCUCUCGGUCCUGGGGCCCUCGUACAAUCUGAAGAUUGCUGCCUCUUUAAAUUUUUAUGAUGAGAGAAUCUUAUAAUUGAUUCUAUUUUAAAUCUGCAGUUUGCAUUAAUUUAUACUGGACUGGAAGAUGACAUAUCUGGCUUUUAAUUUAUUGUUUUCCCCUCCACCAACCGUGGGACUCCACGUUGUCCUUUGGGCAUCUCUGUCCACAGUGAGUGGCAUCUAGCCUCUUCCUCCUCCUCUCCCUGCAGACAGGGUCGCUGCGGUCAGACCUUUUGCCAGGUCGAGAGCCUCUGGGAUUGUCUUGUGGAAGCAACAUGCCCUUGACUUCUGCGGAGUGCAGCUGGGCAUGACGCAGGGUUUUCUGAUAGCUCCUUUCAUAAUUCUCUUCCUUCACUUUCUAUUUCCUACGUUGAGGGUUUGUCACUAUAUUCUCAAUUUCUUGCUAUAUUUAAAGGAUGAUCUCUUUCUACACAGAGAGAGAGAACACACAUGUGAUAUUGGGGAUGCUUUUCAUCCCAAAGCUCUUCAAAAUCCUGGGUAUGGGGAGAAUUAGGCUUUUGGAUUUUAGCCCUUCAUUUGGGGUGCUCUACAGAAAUGAUGCUGGAAUGGGAGAUAUCCUUCAGCUUAGCCCUGGAGGGAGUUGGCCAUACUCUUGGUCUGGCAAACCCAGGUUAUGGUAAGUGACUGAAAGCAGACACCUUCCUCCCCCAAGUGGGGACAUAGAUCAAGCCCAUUCCUCCCAUCUUAUUCCCUCUUUGCACCCCUUCCCUUGGGGUUUUUCAUCUGAAUCACAUUAUUACCUGUAUCAGAGUCCCUAAUUCUAAUUUCUUAUGAUUUGAGGGGAAAGAUUGUUCUGAGCUAUUCCCUUGAGGUGUCUGCCAGUAACCAGGAGAGGCCAGAAGCAUAGGUGGAGCUACCACCUUCAUCUUUCUGAUGAAAUGUAACAUGGCUGAGUGAAAGGAGCCUCCAUUAGAAUCCGGAGAUCUUGGUUACUCUUGCAGACUCCAAGCUAAGAAAGGCUUUUACAUUUUAAAAUACAAUAAGAUUAUUAAAUUUUAAAUUAAAGUUUAAAAUCCAAUAACAUUAUUUUAAAAUGUAAAAACCAUUCUUAGCUUGUAGGCCAUAUAAAACCAAGCACGUGGUGGGUGGUGAGUGGCUUGCUGAUCUCUGACCCAGAUUCCAGGCCUUGCUCUGAUGCUUCUACUGCCUGUUAGACUUUGGGCUAGCUAUUUCUCUCUUGAGGCCUUAGUUUCUUCAUCUCUGAAAUGAAGGAGGUGGAUGAGGUGCUUGCUAAGGUUUUUUCCAACUGUCAGUGAAGGAUUUGAUGAGGUUGAGAUCUGGUGAAGCAGCUAUGAGACUCCUUGGUCUUAUAUCAGCACUCGACCCCUUUCUCUGCCUGAUAUGACCUGAGUCGUGCUUGAAAUCUUUCUGGAGCAAUGGCUUGAAACAGAUACCUGUCUUGGUGAGUUUCGCUAUCCUGCCAGCAUCCCCACUUCAACCUCUGACUUAUUAACUUACGAAGGAAGGUACCAUUCUUUGUAGCUGGAUGGAAUGAGCCUAUGGCCUCUUGGGUAAAUGGAUUUUCUCCUUAUGUAUUAAGGAUCUCCUCUUUCAGUUUUUAACAAUAAGGCUAUGCUGGGUAGCUGGCCAAUUUUACAAGCUUCUAGAUUUUAGGAAAAGCUGGGGAAGAUUGUUGGAUCUGUGAUUAGAGGACCUGUAUUUUCCAUUUACUACCUUGGUUGAUCUUGGGCAAAUCACUUCUGGGCCUCUGUUUCCUCAUCUACAGUACAGAAUGGCAGGGUUGGACUAGAUGAAUCUUUAAAUCUGAAGAUUCUGUGAGCUUGAUGCAUUUCCAGAGAAGGGAAGCCAAGAUGGUGAUGGAAUUGGAGAGCAGGCUGUAUGAAGCACAAUUGAAAAAAUGAAAGAGUUUCAUCUUGGUGAAGAGAAAACUAAGGGAGAGAAUGUGACAGCCACCUGCAAGUAUUUGAGGGUGGAAGAUGCAAGAAGGCAGGUUUUGAGUAACAAUUAGCCUUCCUAAUAAUUAGUCCCCUCCCCCCCAAAGUGGAAUAAGUUGCCUUAAGAUGCUACAGGUCCCCCGGCCUAGAAGGACUCUAGGGGAAGGCUGGAUUUCUCAUUUUCAGAGAUGAUGCAUCAGAAUUCCUGUCCAGGUAUGGGGUAGCCUGAGUCACCUUUGUGAGCCUCUCCAGUUCUGAGAUUCUGUGAUUCACAGCAGAAGGAGGAGGAUGGGGGAAGGAGAAGGGGAGAAAGGAUUGGGCAUGGGGAGUGGUAGAAAUAUAUAUAUUCUACUUGGAGUCUUGGCCCUCAGUGAAAUAGGCUUGUAAUAAUAAUGAUAGCUGGCUUUUCUGUAGCAUUUUACGGUCUGCCCAGCGCUCUACAUCCAUCAAUCUCAUUUGAGUCUCCCAACAACUCUGGGAGGCAGGUGCUGUUCUUACCCCCACUUUAUAAAUGUGGAGACUUAAGCUCAGGCUCCUUGUCAGGAGUUUCCCAGCUAGGAAGGGUCACAGGCUUUUCUGUGCCCUAUCGGCUUCCCACCAAACUCUGGCACCAGAUCGCCCUGGUUACUGGACCCUCACCCACUUAAUAUCAGUCAACAAGCCUCUGUUGAUACUGGGCUCAUGUUGACCACUGGCCACCAUUGGCUAGUUUUGUGGGAACACAGGAAGGUCAACACCUGCAUUUCAGUUCUGAUUUAUUCAAAGGUCUUCUCCUUGCUGCUCCUUCCUGUGACCCACAUGAGCAGCAAUAGGUAGGGUGGAGGGGGGCACAUGGAUUAAAUUACCAUGUGCAAAUUUGGGUCAUUUUACUGGGACAAUAACUUUGGGAAGGGGAAGUACCAGAACUGCAAAUAUAUGUGCCUUCUAGAAUAUCUAGAUUAUAGCCCAAUAGUAGACCUAUCAUGUUGUGACGUGCUAACUUACUACUUUAGCAGGUAGACGCCUUACUGAAUUUUACAAGUGAGAAACUGAGGCACAAGGCUGGCCAGGGACCUGUACGAGGCUAAGGAGAGCUAUGGGCAGAGCUCUGAACUUCUGAGUCAAUCACUGUAACCAAUGGACAGGGUGAAUCGGAUUUUGAUUAAACUUGAAUCAACCUGUUGGGUUGAAUCUGAGGCCAUUUUCAGUUGCCUUCCUGUGCUAAUCACCCUAAUUCAGGGUGAGCUGCUUAGAAUCACAGUCACAGUCACAGAGUUGGAAAAGACCUCAGCAGUCAUUUAGUCCAGCUGUCCAUCGGUUGGUCUCAUCACUUCCUGCCUCCUGAGCAGUGGCCUUUUCCCAUCUUUGGGCUUCCUCUGGCGGCCAUUUGCCAAGAAAGCCCCAAAUGAACUACAGCAACAAACGCAACUUGUUUCCAUUAUAACUAUUUGCUAUCAGCCUCCUUCCCUCGUUCUGAUUUUCAGGACCGCAUGGUGUCCGCUUCCUGUUAUUAACCUUCGCUUCUGGAUUCUAUACCUUUCCUUUUCAAAACCGGUUGCUUCAUAGUGAGUUCCUUGUGUGGCCACAUCUGUCUUUAGAAAACUGGGUGGGGGCCCCCACGCCCAGAACUCCAUUCUGGAGAGCUCCCUAUCCUUCCUUAUGUAGAAUUUUACCUUUCACUGAGACCUUUGAGUAUUCAACUACAUGUAGAUUGAAGAUGAUAAGCAUGAUUCCGUGGCCCCUCCAUAGACCCUCCCUGUUCAGUAAUUUGCAGAUGUUUUGGUCUUUGCAGAUGUUUUGGUCAGUAGGAGCUUGGCUUUUCUCUUUGAACUUCAGCUGUGCUUGGUGGUUGGCACCUUCUCUUUCUAUUUAAAUGCUAUCUGAUGCCCAGAGAUAGUUACACUGAGCUUUGCGUGGAUGGCCUCUGGCAUGUUAAAGGAGCCAGUUAUUGGUAGGAGAGAACAGUUUAUAUAGCUGUUAGUCACCAAGAUGGGGGUGCUCUGCUGGAGCCCACAUAAAUGACUCAUACCCUGGCACCUAGAAAGGGAAGUUAUUCAGACACUUUGCAGGUGGGGAGCCUGGUGUAAGCCCCUUUCCUGUAGAAUCCACAAUAAUAGCUCACAAUUAUGGAGAGUUUUAAGGUUUGCAAAGCACUUCACAUAUAUUAUCCUUUUGGUCCUCACAACAAUUCUGUGAGGUGGACAUCCCCACUUCAGAGAUGAGGAAACUGAGGUUGAAAGAGGAAGUGAUUGUUUCCAGGGUCACACAGUUAUUUCGAGGCAGAAUUUGACUUCAGGUUCAUGGCUCUGUCCAUUACUCUAAGCUGCCUUUUUAAAGGGGGAGCCAAGAAAGAGUCCUAAGGACUCCGUGGGGCUGUCUCAGGGCCUGAAGACCACCAGCCUCAUUCAAUACAACCUGAGGCCUGGAUUCCCCAGAGCAGAGAUGGUUUGAAUCUGACGACUCCAUUCUCCCAGUUCAGAUGAAGACUGGCUCUGCCUUCCUAGACCCUUUGGGAGCAUAACCUGGUAUAUGCUUGGUAAUCAUUUGGACAGAGGUAAAGUGACCAGCAUGGGCUUAAGAGUGGGAAGUUUUUCAGGGUGGACAUUGGGGGGUCUGGUUCCCUGGUCUUGUAACCCUGCCUGCUGCAUUCUGGCAAUGUGUGUCACUUUGUUUCUAAGGAUUUCUGCAAUGUUGUCUUGGUCUUAAAAGGAAUCACUAGUUAGAUUAUCAUCCCUGGAAAAUGUUUUUCAAGAUGAUUUUGUUCUUAAAUAGAUGCCUGUUUCAGUGCCAGAAACCAGAUGGUAUUGCCUACACUGGGAAAGGGAAUAAAAUGGAUGCCAUCAUAUGUUUUCUAUGCUGUUGAUUUGUGGAAAUAUUUUUUUCAAUAUAGAUUCUAUUUACAAAAAAAUGACCAUUUUUGUGUUUUAAAAAAAAAAAGGGUACUGCAGGCUAGAGAUUUUAAAAUCAGGUCAUUGAAAGAAAAUUACUAUGCCUGCUUAAGUAUUUUUGUACGGGCUUCAAAUAAAUACUUUUCUUCUGAAAA
Messenger RNA from Trichosurus vulpecula (common brushtail), 6305 nucleotides. RefSeq names its product solute carrier family 35 member D1 (gene SLC35D1). The coding region runs from base 165 to 1232 and encodes 355 amino acids. The record is from RefSeq and is a predicted model, not a curated record. Gene Ontology annotation, cellular component: Golgi apparatus. Lineage: Eukaryota; Metazoa; Chordata; Mammalia; Diprotodontia; Phalangeridae. The transcript is spliced from 12 exons. Gene Ontology annotation, molecular function: GDP-fucose transmembrane transporter activity; antiporter activity.